This is a messenger RNA of Hyalella azteca, 2038 nucleotides long. RefSeq names its product sodium- and chloride-dependent glycine transporter 1. The transcript is spliced from 14 exons. The record is from RefSeq and is a predicted model, not a curated record. Gene Ontology annotation, cellular component: membrane. NCBI's taxonomy places the organism in Eukaryota, Metazoa, Arthropoda, Malacostraca, Amphipoda, Hyalellidae. The coding region runs from base 21 to 1886 and encodes 621 amino acids. Gene Ontology annotation, biological process: sodium ion transmembrane transport.
UUAUAAAUAUUUUUGAUAAAAUGACUCGUCGAAAAGAUAAAUUCAAUGUUAAUGACGAGAAUGGCCAAGCUAUGGAGGUAGGAAAUGGAGAAGAAGCCAAUGUUGAUCCCGACAACCGCGGCCAGUGGAGCAAUCAAUGCGAGUUUUUCCUGUCAUGCCUCGCAUACUCAGUAGGUUUUGGCAACAUCUGGCGCUUCCCUUACUUGUGUUACAAGAACGGUGGAGCGGCGUUUCUGAUCCCGUUCACCAUCAUGCUCCUCGUAGCUGGGAUACCGCUUUUCUUCAUGGAAGUCGCGCUCGGACAAUACGUCAGCCUGGGUCCUAAUAUACUCUUCCCCAAACUCUGCCCUCUAACUGGUGAUUCAAAUUGUAUUUUCCAAUCUGGUCAUAAUUACAGCAGCAUAAGCUGUUACACGUUUGAAGAAAACGCAUUGUGCCGUGACGCUUCAAUGUAUUACUACGCUGGAGAGUGUCACAACACGGACACUUUUUGUGGUAUCGACUCCCUGGAAGCCGUUAAUUCGACGCAUUGCCUCACGGCGAACAACAUCUCCAUCAGGGCCGAGCUCGCAGUCAAGAGAUAUUCCGCAGCUGAGGAUUACUACAGAAAUCGAAUGCUCGGCAUCAACGGAAGGUCAUGGUCGGACCUGGGAAGUAUCCGAUGGGAGUUAGUUGGCUGCUUGGCUUUGGCUUGGAUCGCAGUGGCCGCUUGCCUCAUUAAAGGAGUGAAGAGCUCUGGUAAAGUCGUGUACUUCACGGCAAUCUUCCCCUAUGUGGUCUUGGUAAUCCUGUUCGUGAGAGGUAUCACACUCGAGGGAGCUUACAAAGGAAUAGAAUUCUAUAUUCUGAAGCCGAACAUGAGCAGGCUGAUGGAAGCGGAAGUUUGGAACGACGCAGCUGCCCAAAUCUUCUUCUCUUUAUCAACGGCUUUUGGUGGUCUCAUCGUUUUGGCUUCGUACAACGGAUUUAAAGUCAAUUGCAUGAGAGAUGCGAUUGUGAUUGCGAUCAGCAACUGCGUGACGUCAGUGUUUGCUGGUUUUGUUAUAUUCAGUAUUCUCGGCUUCAUGGCAACGUCUGCUGGAGUCGAGGUAACGGAUGUGGUGUCGUCAGGGUCUGGUCUAGCGUUCAUCGCAUACCCUGCCGCCGUGACCAUGAUGCCUCUACCUCCACUUUGGUCAUGCCUUUUCUUCGUCAUGUUCGUCAUUCUGGGACUCGACUCCCAGUUUUCGUUGGUUGAGACGCUAACAUCAGCAAUAUAUGAUCAGUUUACGUCUCUACGAGAGCACAAGCCCCUCGUUAUCAGCACCCUCAGCCUCUUCAUGUUUGUCAUCAGUAUCGCCUUCUGUUUGGAGGGAGGAUUGUAUGUUUUCGAGCUCUUCAACUGGUACUCUGGAUGGUUGUCCGUCAUCAUUUACGGAAUUGUGGAACUAUUCACAGUCACGUAUAUAUACGGAAUUGAUCGCUUCAUGAAAAACAUCCGAGAUGAGAUGGAGAUCUACAUGCCAAUGUUCCUGUAUGUGUACUGGGCGGCCUCAUGGGCUGUUUUAUCUCCUAUUGUGUUGAUGACGGUGUUCUUCUUUGCGAUUUACUCCUACAUUCCAGCUUAUUACGAAGACUACGUAUAUCCUCCCGUAGUGCAAGGUUGUGGAUGGUUACUUGUGGUGCUGCCUUUACUCAGCCUCCCAGUGUCUGCUCUCUAUGAGAUAUUCUAUAAUAAAAGAACAUUCAAAGAGAUGAUAUCGGCAACCGAAGAUUUCAAACCAGCACAUGAACUGCGGAGACGUGAGCCGAAGACCGAGCCAAGCAUCCGCUACGUUUACGACAACGACGCCUACGCCAACGGCGAACUUAAGGUUGAAACCGGCGCUCGGAAUGAUCAUUGGUGAUGAUUUCUUCAGGCUCUCAAUUUGCUUGGGCCCGUGGCCCUUUCUUCAAUACGAAGCCUUGAAUCGGUUACGACCUUUAACGAUGAUCAUUAGCUGGACGUGGUGAUGAAGAUAGUGGUGGUGAUAGUGAUGAUGAUGGUGGAGAUGGUGGU